Malassezia restricta is the source of this 285-nucleotide messenger RNA. Its product is annotated as F-type H+-transporting ATP synthase subunit e. Gene Ontology annotation, biological process: proton motive force-driven ATP synthesis. Bases 1 to 285 code for a protein of 94 amino acids. The transcript has 2 exons. NCBI's taxonomy places the organism in Eukaryota, Fungi, Basidiomycota, Malasseziomycetes, Malasseziales, Malasseziaceae. Gene Ontology annotation, molecular function: proton transmembrane transporter activity. The record is from RefSeq and is a predicted model, not a curated record.
AUGUCGCCUACACCUGUUGUGAACGUCGUUCGGUAUUCGGCACUGAUUGCUGGUAUCGGUUACGGUAUUAUGCACGGCCAGAAGCUGCAGGCCAAGUAUGACGAUCGGGUUGAAAAGCAGGCGAUCAAGCACCGUGAAGACCAAAUCAAGAAGGCCAAGGAGGAAUACGCUAAGAUCCGCGCAGCGAAACUUGCUCCUGCGUCGCCAAAUGCUGUCGUGUCAGACCCCGAGGACCCGAACUUUGACCUUGAGAGGCUGCUCAAGCACUGGGAAGAAAAGCUCUAG